UGUAGUGGGAGGGUCCAGGAGGAGUCUGUUCAAGGAACCAGGCUGAAGUUACAGGAAAUCCCACCAUUCCCUGUCGGACGUCAGGAUCUUUGGUGUCAGAACUGGGUGAGGAAGACCCGGCCGGGUAUUCGGGGACCUGAAAUCUCCGCGGAGCCGCAGUCGCCGCGCGGGGCGGCCUGGGAAAGUCACCAGUCAGCAGCGCAGUGGCGGGAACCGCAGCCCGGCGGCCCUGGAACCUCCCAGGGCUAACUGACCACCCAGACCUGCUCACGUGCAGCAGAACAAAGUGGCUUGGAAGAUGGAGAUUGAGGAGACAGUAGCUAAGGAUCCAGAAAUAAUUCUGGAGACUUCCACUGAGAAAAAUCUCAGGAUUACCCUAAUGUAUUCAUGAGAAGGCUUUCUACAGAAGAAUUGAUAAUGGAGUCAAAUAAAAUUUUAUUUGACUAUAUAUUAGGCAACCGUGGGCAACAGCAGUACCCUGCAAUGUUUGGAAGUCUCUUGGACAACUGUGACCAACAACUUCAAAGCAGGCUUUUUACACCUAGUGUCGGUCAUUUUGUUAGAAAUUCUUUGACUCUUGUGAGGAGCAUCAUCAGUGCAGUUGGGAAAUUUUCAUUUACACUCGAAAUGUAUAUGCUUACAGAGACUUUUAUGUAGUAUAGGAGUUUUUUUUGAUGGAUGGAUAAUAGUCAAGGAAUAGAUGGAUUUCUUAUGAAUUUUUCAGACAUCCUUACAGUUCUUUUACCCUCCGUCUUCUGUUUAUUUCUGUCCCUUCUCCAUAGUUAAAUCCUCAUCCUCUCCCCUUUUUUUUCCAUUUCCCCCUUCAGAUCACUUGGUCCCUGUUACUCCAUCUCUAUUACUCCCCCACACCCCACAGUGAUCUCUUCUUACUUUUCUUGUCACUGCAGUCACUACAGGUUGUGUACUCACAUCUGAAGAUUUGGAACUAAGAACUUCCUAUAAGAGAGAACAUGCAAUAUCUGUCUUUCUGGGUCCAGGUUACCUCACUCAAUAUGAUCUUUUCUAAGUCCAUCCAUUUAGCUGCAAAGCUCAUUAUUUCAAUUUUCUUUACAUGAAUAGUAUUCCAUAAUGUAUAUGUAUCACAGUUUCAUUAUCCAAUUGUCAGCUGAAGGACAUUUAGCUUGUUUCCAUUUUGUAAAUGUUGUGAGUAGAACAGCAAUGAAAUUGGGUGAGCAAGUGUCUAUGGAGUAGGAUGUUGAGUCCCUUGAGCUUAUACGAAGGAAAGGAACAGCAGAGUCAUGUGCUGAAUUUAUUUAACUUCAGGGUUUGUUUAAUUAGUUGAGGAUUCUUUAUUUUUAUUUUUAGCGUGGCUAUUUUUUUUAUGGCAUUUUUAUUUCCUAUGGUUUUGUUUAUGGUGUUGCUGGUCGGAUUAUUGGUAGUAUUCUUCUUCCUCCUUUUUGAGAAAGUGGUUUGUUGUCUUGCUCAUGGAUGAUUACUUCCAAAGUCUCCUGUAUUUCUCUAUUCUUCACAUGAAAGUUAUUAUUGCUCCUGUUCUCAUGAAUGAUUCUCUGACUCUCCUGUGUAAAUUUUGCCUCUAAUUUAUUACCUGAGUGCUGCUUUAGUGAAAUCAAUUGUGAUAAUUGGUGACUAUCUUGAAAUGCACUUAUGUCUCCAUCAAUUUUAAGAGAGUAGUUUUCUUUGUGCUACAGGAUACUUGAUGGUGAUUUUCUCUUCAAGCUUCAACUGUCUUUUCAUGCUGUCCUGUCUUUGGGAUCAUUGACUAGACACCUGGUAGAAUUCUAUUGCUUGGGUCUUUCCAUGUGGUUUGACAUUGUUCUCUAACAGCUUUUAGUAUUAAUUUUAACCCUUUCAUUUUGACCCCUUGAUUUGAAAGGGAAGUGUCCAUCUAUUCAUUUUUCCUGAAAGAGAAACUCAAAGAAGAGAAACCGUAAGAAAUGGCUGAUUCUCCAGUAAACAUGUUGCAGAGUGAGAAUAUUCAUGAGAGAAUAUGACCAUAUUAGAAAUCUUCUCUUUGAGGUCUGUUGACAUUCAGGGAUGUAGCUGUGGACUUCCCCCAGGAGGAGUGGGAAUGCCUGGACUCUGCUCAGAAGACUUUGUACAUUGAUGUGAUGUUGGAGAAUUACAACAACCUGGUCUUUGUGGAGAACUAUUGCAAAUGUGAUCCUGUCCAUCAACAUCUGAAGACUGAAAUGAAAUCUUGUCAGUAUAAGGAGCUUGGGAAAGUGCUUCAUGACCACUCCAGAUAUGCACUUUAUAAAACAUGUAAAACUACAGAAAACUGUAAUAACUACACAUGUAGUAACAACAAAGAUACCUCUACUGACUUAUCAAACCUAGAUAGACAUGAAAGUAUGCACACUAGAGAAGAACCUUGCAAAUCUGAAGACCAUGAGAAAUCCUUAAAUUUGUGUUCCAUCAUUACUCAAAAUCAGAGACUCUACACUGCAAAGAAGGAGCAUAGGCAGGGAGAAUAUGAUGACUAUUUUGCCUCUGCAUAUAGUCUUUUGCAACAAGCAAUUCGAGAGACACCACACCAAUGUGGGAAAUGCAGAAAAUGCUUUAUGACUGCCUCAUACCUCACUGAACAUGAGAGAAUUCAUACUGGAAUUAAGCCCUACAAGUGCAAUGUUUGUGAAACAUCUUUUACCCAGCUUUCAAGUCUUGAUAUACAUCUAAGACUUCAUACUGAGGAGCAUCCUUACCAAUGCAAAGAAUGUGGAGCAUCAUUUCAUCAGUUGUCAGCAUUUCAUAGCCAUAAGAAGUUGCAUAAUGGAGAGAAACCUUAUAAAUAUAAGGAAUGUGGCAAAUCCCUUGCCCACUCUUCCACUCUCAAGAAACAUCAGAAAAUGCAUAUUGUUGGGAGAAAUUAUAUUUGUCAAGAAUGUGGCAAAGUCUCUCAUCAUCCUUCACACUUUAAAGAUCAUUCCAGAGUCCAUACUGGAGAGAAGCCUUUCAAAUGCAAUGAGUGUGACAGAGCCUUUCCCCACUAUUCAUCAUUGAGUAGGCAUAGGAAAACUCAUUAUCCAGAGCAAUUAGACAAAUGCAAAGAAUGUGGUAAGUCCUUUCUUGAAUUAUCACAUCUUAAAACUCAUUACAGAAUCCAUACUGGUGAAAAGCCUUUCAAAUGUAAGGUAUGUAACAAAUCCUUUACCCAGCACUCAACCCUUAAAACACACCAGAGUGUUCACACUGGGGAGAAGCCUUAUAAAUGUACGGAAUGUGACAAGUCUUAUACUAGAUUCUCAUCUCUAAGAGCACAUCAGAAAAUUCAUAAUGUAGAGAAACUUCACAAAUGCAAAGACUGUGAAAUAUCCUUUAUUGAUCUUUCGAGUCUUAUAAAACAUCUAGGAGUUCAUACUGGAGAGAGACCUUACAAAUGUAAGGAAUGUGACAAAUCCUUUACCAGUUUCACAGUUCUUAAAAGACAUCAGAUAGUUCAUACUGGGGAGAAACCUUACAAAUGUAUGAAAUGUGACAAGUCCUUUACCCAGGAGUCAAAUCUUAGAAGACAUCAGAGAGUUCAUACUGGAGAGAGACCUUUAAGUUGUAAAGAAUGUGACAAAUCUUUUACAAGGUGCUCCUACCUCAGAGCACAUGAGAAAAUUCAUAAUGGAGAGAAACCAUACAAAUGCACAGACUGACACAUCCUUUAUCCUGAUUUUGAGUCUUAGAAGACAUUAGAAAAUUCAUACUGGAGAGAAACAUAUCAUUGUAAAUAAUGUGACAUAGCAUUUUCCAGUAGUAUCUGCUUUCAAAUCACAACAGUACAUACAAUAGAAACAUUAAGAUCACAAACUUGUGAAAGUUUAAUGAAGGUUUAACUCUUAAACAAUAUCUUAGAGUUUAUAUUAAAAUAAAAUUCUGCAAAUGUAAGAGUGGGAAAAGCUUUCUAUUUCUUUCAAUGUGUAUACAUCCUUUGCCUGCAAGUGUGACUCACAAAUAUAGAAUAAAUAGGAUAUCUUCUUUAAUUUUACCAAAUACAAAUAGACUAGAUAUUAUAACUAUAAUUCUUGCUUGAUAAUUGUUUUGUUAUAUGUAAUUUUACUAUGUUAAAGUUAAAACCUUCCUUUUUGAAAAAAAGAAAAGGGGAAGUGCUGGGGAUGUCUUUCUGUAUGCUGUGAAUGUGUUGCUCUGAUUGAUUGAUAAAUAAAAUGCUGAUUGGCCAGUAGCCAGACAGGAAGUAUAGUAUAGGCAGGAUAAGCAGAGAGGAGAUUUCUGGGAGGAGGAAGGCUAAGUCAGGAGAUGCUUCCAGCUGCCACCAUGAGAAGCAAGAUGUAAAAGUACUGGUAAGCCACAAGCCACAUGGCAACUUAUAGAUUAAUAAAAAAUGGGUUAAUUUAAGAUAUAAGAACUAGAUAGCAACAAGCCUGCCAUGGCCAUAUGGUUUAUAAGUGAUAUAAGUUUCUGUGUGUUUACUUGGGUCUGUGUGGCUGCAGGCCCCGGCAGGACUGGAGAAAACUCCAGCUACAAAUUGCGCCAGAAUGUGCGGUAAGAGUUUCCACCUAGACCUGAGAAAGAAGAUUCUAAAACGGAGCUAAAAACAGCUUCCUAGUUGUCUCUCUCAAGUUAGCAGCAGCCUGCAGGCUUGAACUACUCUAUGGUGGGUUCAUGGUGUGUGGGCUUCACCUACAGCAUGGUGGGAAUGAGGUGUCUGCAAGCUACACAUUACACUGUGUGAUGGAUUUAGCCUUUGCUAGUACAGACCAAAAAAAAAAAAAAGGUUUCUGGGCUACAUGUUGCUUCGAUAGAGGUAUAGACCCACUGCUUCUGAGAGUGAUGGUAUACAUGGCUUCAGACCCAGAGCUGGUGAAAAACGUACCACCGCCAUGUUGGGAAGCUGAGGUGGGCAGAAAAUGCUGCAGUUUAAAGCAAUAGAUUCACUAUAAGACAGAUUCAGAUGGGAUAAACCUCUAAACAGUUUACAAUGUGUGCAAAAAUGUACGUAGGCUUGAAAGAGAGAGAACUUCUUCCUGUUUAAUCUGAGCUUUUAUUGUCUUCCUCUUCUGCCUUCUCAUUGACUCUAAGCCCUGCCACAUGACUUCCUCGUCACUGCCUGUCUAUACAGACCUCCAGGUCUCUUGGUUGGUACUGGGAUUAAAUGCGUUUGACUGUAUUCUUGACCACACAGAGACUCUGCUUGCCAUGUGGUCGGAUUAAGGGCAUGUGCUACCACCACCUGACUUAUGUUUAUGGCUCGCUAUAACCUCUGAUCUUCAGGCAAACUUAUUUAUUAACAUACAAAUAAAAUAUCACCACAUAAAGGAGACCCAAUUUCAGCAUUUCAUUAUAAUGUUACAGAAUAACAGCCUAAUACUUUCAAACAGCCAACCUUAAUUUAUCCAGUAACCUUAUAGGAACUGCCAAAUGAUAGAUAUCCCCAAGUCUGUGUAAGAGCUGAAUAGACACCUGUGCAAAUGUUAGAUUUGAGGAGAUUCAAGAAAGCAAUAGUCUCAUAUGGUACUCACUCACUAUUUGUGAAACAGAUUUUAAACUCAUGGUCAACUUGUAAUAGAACUAUCCCUCAACACUCAAGAGAUUGAUUUAUUACAGCACUGGAAUACCAAGAUUAACAUUCCUCCAAUCUCAGAAACAAACAUGUUUCUGGGAAAAAUGUUAGAAGGUAUUGUAAAGAAUAGUCAUUGACCAUUCAGGUUGUACAAGAAAAAGGCACAACAGCUGUUGGUCUUUCAAGGACAUCAAUAGCCCUACCUUUAAAGUGGUUAACAGUUAAGCCUGUAUGGGUUGAGCAAUGGCCUUUAACAACAGAGAAACUGCAGGCCUUAGAAGAGGUGGUACAGGAGCAGUUGAAUGCUCAGCAUAUUGAAGAAUCAACCAGCCUUAGGAAUUCUCCUGUAUUUGUUAUUAAAAAGAAAUCUGGAAAAUGGGGAAUGGUAACAGAUCUAAGAGCUGUUAUCAAGGUGAUACAGUCAAUGGGCUCUCAACAGUUUGGAAUUCUUUUACUUUCUCUGUUAUCUAAAGAAUGGUGUCUUAUAGUUAUCGAUUUAAAAGAGUGCUUUAUUAUCUUCACAAGGAAAAGAGAAAAAUUAGCUUUCAUGGUACCUACUUAUAAUAAUUCAUAGCCCAUUAAGAGAUAUCAAUUGAAGGCACUCUCAAAGGAAAAGUUUAAUAGCCCAACCCUGUGCCAACAUUUUGUAUGACAUCCAUUAGAAGUAAUUUGUAAGCAAUUUCCUCAAUCUAUAGUUUACCAUUACAUGGAUGACAUUUUAUUAGCUGAUUCAAAUAUAGGUACUUUAGAAAAAUGUUUGAAGAAGCAAAGCAAAAUUUACCUUGUUGAGGAUUACAAAUUGCUCCUAAAAGAAUACAAAGAGGAGAUUCUAUUAAUUAUCUUGGAUAUAAAAUAGGUUUACAAAAAUUAGACCCCAAAAGGUAUAAAAAAAAGUAGAGAUUGAUUGCAGACACUUGAUGACUUUCAAACAUAGCUAGGACACAUUUCUUAUCUAUGGCCCACUAUUGGGGUAAAAAAUAAUGAACUGAGUAAUUUGUUCAAAGCUUUAGAUGGUGACAAGGACUUAAACAGUCCAAGAGAAUUAUCAGCUGAAGCUGAGAGAGAAUUGGCUUUGGUUUAAAAGAAAAUACAAGAUGCAGAUUUGGAUUGUUUGGACCCAAAGCUUGAUUUUAUUUUGAUUAUUUUGACAUCUAAGCAUUCUCCUACAGGAAUAUUAAUGCAAAGUGAAGAUAUUAUCUUAGAAUAUAUCUUUUUACCACAAAGAUUAAAAUAUUAAAAAAUUACAUGGAAAAUGUUUGUGAAUUGAUUCUAAAUGAAAAAUUGAGACUUUUUCAGCUAGCAGGAAUAAACCCAGCAGAAAUUAUGGUAUCUUUUACCAAUGAUGAAAUUGACAAAUUAUGGGCAGAAAGUGAAUCUUAGCAAAGAACUUGCUGUAAUUUUUUUUGGGAGAAAUUAACAACAAAUAUCCCAAAAGCAAUAGAAUUCAACUGAUAAAGAGAACUAACUAGAUCCUGCCUCACAUAGUACAGAGAACAUGAAUAUCUGGAGACCCUAUAUUUUAUACUGAUGCAAACAAAUCAGGCAAGGCAGGUUACAAAUGAGAAAAUUUAAGUAAAGUGGCUCAAAGUUCUUAUAAUUAUUUCCAAAAGUCAGAAUUAGAUGCCAUUCUGGUGGUAUUAAUGGAUUUUAUGGAACCUCUUAACAUAGUUACUGACUCUCAGUAUGCAGAAAGAGUUGUUUUCUACACUGAAACUGCUGAAUGUAUUCCUGAUGAGUCAGAAUUAACUUCAUUAUUUAUUCAGUUACAAGAAAUAAUCAAAAAUAGGAAUCAACCCUUAUAUAUAACACAUAUCAGAUGUGCUGACCUCAGAAUGGAAACCAGGAAAUGUGUUACAUUGGGGACAAGGUUUUGCUUUUGUUUCCACAGGAGAGGAAAAGGUAUGGAUACCAUCACAAUUGAUCAAGGUUCAAUUUGAAAGAGGGAGACAUUUUAAUUAGAAGAGGUUCAUCAACCAGCAUAUGACCAUUCAAUUUAAAUGAACUUAUAUGACUAACAAAUGCUUUUCAUUUGAUUUUCUGUAACUUGCCAAAAAGGAACACCCCCAAAUUUAGGGUUGGGGCAGGGUUUUGUUUUUGUCUUUCAGGAGAAUCAAGGCUAAAUAAUCUGAAGAACACUGCACAAAUGAGACAUCUGAAGAAAAAGGACAAGUCAUCCAGAAAAAAUGUCCAAAGAAAGGGAGUAAAUUGGUCUAUUGGUAUAUUACAUCUAAAACUGGAUAAAAUUUCAUAAAUCUUUUUAAAUGUUUAUUUCUGCUGUUCUCUAUAGACACAUAACACAAAUGGUCUUUAUGUAGUCCCAGUUCAUUUAAAAUUAAACUAGCUUGGGAGUUGGAGUAUAGCUCUCUCCUUCUCUAAACCCAAGCAUGCUUGUUAAAGUAAAAUGCAAAAUCUCUGUAUUAUGUCAGGAGAGCCACCUGGUAGGGAACAGAAGAAAAAACAAAAUUAAGGAACUAGUCUAUUCCUAUUAAUCUCAUGAUCCUAUUUUGACACUUUAAAACUUCUUAAGGUAUGAGUUUUAUAUCAAAAUUUAUAUUUGUAUAUAUUAAACUUUUGUCAUGAUAUUAAUGGUCAUAUAGAUUACCGCUUCUAGAAAAAAAGUCUUCAUCUAGCUUCCUGUACAUGAUUUUGGGUUUGAGUCUCUAUCAGUUUUCUGCAAUGAGCCAUGACAAUGUCUAAAAGUGACCUUGGAAGUCUCCAAAAGGAUGAUGGAGCCCCAUAAUGUCAAUUACACCAGGACUGUGAUAAUGCCACCAAGCUGAAAAACACUACCCAAAGAUCACUUCUGGACUACAAACUGCACAGGACAAUUUUGAGAUGGCUAGCUGAAUCAAUCCAGCCUCACAGACUACUCUAGCCAGGACUUAAGACAAGCCCUGUACUUUCCUAUUAUGCACAGACUGGACAACAAAUGGUACAGCUACCUCUCCACAGACUUGACAGUUAACCCAAAAUUUUCUUUCCAGGAUCCCCUAAAGAUGCUGUCUCCCCCAGACAGCAGGAAGUAAAUUUGAGAACACGAUGCCCACAUUCCCAAGAGGUGGGGUAGGUGGGUUUUGGUCAUUUAAUGGGCUACGGAUAAUUGUCCUUCUUUAGGAUGUUUGGUUACAAGUUGUUAUUGUUAAUGGUCAGGAAAAAAGCUAAACUAUUGGUGAAAUUAUUAAGGCCACUCCACGUAGUUAAAAGGAGAUUUAUUUAAUGGCGUAACUUACAAAUUAAGGGAUAGGUAGGUCGCGGAGUCUGGGGAAGGUGUAUCGCAGUCCAGCAGUGUUCUCUGGAGCUCUACUUGGUACACCUCUCCAGUCCAGGGUCCCGCAACAGAGAGCGAGCCCGCCGAUCCAGAUCUCAGGUCCCCAGGUGCCUCCUUUUGCCCCGCCUUGUAGGCGUGACAGUUGCCGAAGUCUCAAUGGGGGUUGGAACUUCCAGAUCAAAGCUGGAAUGGCUACCCACUACAUCUCCCCCUUUUUGUCUAAAUAAGAAAGUUCUAACCUAAUACAAGACUAUAUACAAAGGAAUGGUUAUCAAAUAUAGUCCAGGAAUAAUGAGGGAUAAUGACCUAGAUAAGAUGGAACUACAACCAAUGCAAACAAUAUCAAGCAAGAAACAUAUACUAUAAUCCAGAGAAGUAUAGAGCAUAGGUAAAUGGUAUGUUACAAAGAUCCUUCCAAAAGGUGUCCUAUCCUAAAGAACCUGAAUCUAAUAUUAAUAUGUUCUAUCUACUAAGUUGUAACUAUAACUGCUAGUCUUUAAUCCCAUCAAAGACCUGAGAAGGAAUAUAAUGGUACCUGAGGAAUGGUAGAUUCUUGUUUUGAAAAGAAAAAAGGAGGAUACAGAUAUAAUAUAAAAGGGUAGAUUAUUGAAUCUACCCUGAAAAGAAGAAAAAGGAAUAUAGAUAUAAGAUAAAGUUAGAUUAUUGAAUCUACUUUUAAAAGGCAACAGCUAAUUUUAAUUAUUUUACAUUGGAUUGAAAUUUUGUAUAUUGUAUACAAAUUGUGUACAUUGACACAAAAUUGAGAUUAUUUUUGUUGGAACAUACUGUAUGCACAUUUCUACUCUUGUUCAAGGUAUUGAACCUAUACAGUUCAUCUAAUAAUGUAAUGUAUGUUGCUAGACCUUGAAAGUCAUUAUUACAAACUAAUUAGUAUAUAAAUAAAUGCAAGUUACUAGUCUUUAUAAUCAAACUUAUAGUCAUAUUAGGUAUAUUAUCAAGGUCAAACAUAGAUAUAUGUUAGAUAGGUCAUCUUCAAAUAUUUCAGCAAUCUACAGAAUAUGGCAUUGAAGAUAUUUUAAUAACAUAGGUUUUUUUUUUAUGACAGUGAGACAAGUCUGCUCCUGGCAGUGCAAAUCUACUUCAGAGAAGCUGAUGGGCCUUGAAGAAACUCAUUAUGGAGUUUACUUUCCUUGUGGAAAAUCUUAGUCACUGGGCAAGAAAAUGUCUUUUCCUUGACUGCUCACAGUAUGCUGUCCAAAUGGACAAGCAGAACACAAAAAAGAGGCCUUCUGAACCUUGCCAAGACAAAGUAGGAAAGUCCUUCAGAAUGUCAUGCUUCACAGAUAAGUCUUAAGAUGUGCUAGACCUGUAGGCUGAAGAUGGAUGCCGCACUUUGGAGAGGAACCUUGGGGAACAGUCCCAGCAGCCAGCUGUUUCUAUCUUUUCUCACAUUUUUUGGAAGUCACUUAUUUGCCCUUCCUGUUGACUCAGGUAAUAUUAUUUCCUUCUUGGGUCUCUGAGUGAGUUGAAGAUUAGAUAGUUAUAGUUUUCCUUGUUAACAAAUUCAGAGAAGAAACACACUAAGGAGGUAUAAAGUGUAUGUUUCAAAAGAUAGUUUGGGGUUGGUAAUACAAGUUAGGAUAGAAAGUGAAUUAGGUACAACAUUUUGGACUCACUAAAAUAGGAUAAAUAAUGGAGAAUUUUCUCUGAAUUUGUCAAAUUUUUAUGGACUGGACAUUAUUAAUGUAAUUCUUGACUGUAUAUAUUGUAUAACCAUUGUACUUAUUAUAUAUAGUUUUUCUUAUAUUAGUUAUAAUCUUUAUUUUAGACAAAAAGGGGAAAUGUGGUGAUAUAUUGUUUGUAAUCUAUGAAAUAAAUCUUGCCUGAAGAUCAGAGGAUAGAGCUAGGCACAGAGUGAUCUGUAGACGUCAGGCAAUGUUGGCACAUACCAUUGAUCCUAGCACUUUGGACUCAGAGAGAGAUCAAUCUGGAUUUCUGUGAGUUAAGGCAACAGUGGGCUACAUGAGAUUAAUCCAGUCUAAAAAAGAAACAGAGGGGCUGAAGAGUUGGCUCAGUGGUUAAGAGCACUGGCUGCUCUUCCUGAGGUCCUGAGUUCAAUUCCUAGCAACCACAUGGUGGUUCACAACCAUCUAUAGUGGGAUCUGAUGCCCUCUUUGGCACAAAGUCAUACAUGUACAUAGAGCACUCAUACACAUUAAAAAAAAUAAAUAAUUUAAAAAAAAAAAACAGAACUGGGUAGUGGUGGCACACACCUUUAAUCCCAGCACUUGGGAUCACACACCUUUAAUCCUAGCACUAGGAAGAUUGAAACAGGAAGUGAUAUUGAUGGGCAGAGAAAGGAAUCUAAGGCAUGAGGGGACAGGAACUAGCACUCUUUCUAGCUGUGGAGUUGGUGAAGUAAGAGGCUGUCGUUUGCUUUGCUUCUCUGAUCUUUAAGCUCUCACCUUGAUAUCUGGCUCCAGGUUUUUAUUAUGAGACCAAUAAGGAUUCUUUCAAGUAUAGGGGUAUUUUAUAAGGCUUCUUCAGAAAUCUUUACUCUUGGUUUACACACACACACACUCUUCAUCCCUUCUCCUUGCCUUAUUCCCAGUUAAACAUUUGGCACACAUGAUCCAAUGCCAAAUUCUUUUAUAACAUAUGUUCUACUAUGCUUUAAUUGUAUUUUUUAUUUGAGUUGCAAAAUGAUAGGUUCCCAUGUACCUUCUUCACAGACAUCUCAUUUGAGUUGAUCUUUCAGCAAUCCACUCUCCACUACAUAUUUCAAAAUUCUGCCUCCAGGAUUCCUACUCACUAAUUUCAUAUCACCUGUAGUCUACUAUCUAUCCUCUCUGCCUCCAUCUCCCCACUAAUGGUCUAUUUCUAGAUGCCUGGCUUCUACAUAUAGUCUUACGUGAACACACAAAACAAGUUUGUAGCUUAGACACACAGAUGUGAGAGAACAUGUGAUGUUCUACUUUUGAGGCCUAGGUAUCUGAAUUCAUCAUAAUUUCCAUUUUCUUGCAUGUAUAUCUAGAUUUCACACUUUCAUUUCAUUUACACCUUAAUAAUAUUCUUUGUUAUGUAGAAAAGUAUCAUGUUUUCAUUCACCCAUGUUUCAGUUCAUGGACAUCCAAGUUGAUUCCAUUUCCUAGAUACAGUGAAUAAAGCAUCAAUGAACUUGA
Molecule: messenger RNA, 11899 nt
Organism: Peromyscus californicus insignis
Lineage: Eukaryota; Metazoa; Chordata; Mammalia; Rodentia; Cricetidae
Product: zinc finger protein 54-like
Exons: 7
Coding region: 2091-3623 (510 amino acids)
Biological process (GO): regulation of transcription by RNA polymerase II
Cellular component (GO): nucleus
Molecular function (GO): DNA-binding transcription factor activity, RNA polymerase II-specific; RNA polymerase II cis-regulatory region sequence-specific DNA binding
Source: RefSeq, a predicted model, not a curated record